GUUCGGUCUAUUUUUAGUAUGGUUUUUUGGUUCGGUUUUUAAAUGCACAGAGUGAGCCUCUAGGAACCCAUUUCCGGCUCGCUCCUCCGCUCCGGCCGAAAUCAAACCGAAACCCUCGCCAGUCGCCACCAUGGGCGACGGCGCCGCCGCCCUCCUCUCCGCCGCGGGCUACGACGGCGAGGACCGCAUCAGCGCCCUCCACGAAGACCUCCUCCGCCAGAUCAUCUCGCGCCUCCCCGUCACAGACGCCGCCCGCACCGCCGUCCUCGCCUCCCGCUGGCGCCACCUAUGGCGCUCCACCCCUCUCGUCCUCGACGACGCCCACCUCCCGGAGCCCGCGCGCGCCGCCUCCGUUGUCCGAGUCCUCGCCGACCACCCGGGCCCCUUCCGCGCCGUCCUCCUCACCGACUGCAGGCCAGCCUACCUGAACCGUGAGCUCGCCCACUGGCCGCGCCUCCUCGCCGCCAAGGGCACCCAGGAACUCGCCCUCUUUAACAAGUACUACGUCUACGCGCGCCUCCCCGCCGACAUCCUCCGCUCCUCCUCGCCCCAGUGCCUCUCGCUGUCCUUAUGGAGGUUCCCCGUCGCCCUCUCCCGCAGCGCCGACGCCUUUCUCCCCCACCUCCGGAAACUCGACAUGACAAGUAUCGGCAUGGCCGAACAUGACCUGGAUUACUUGCUCGCUGCCAGCCCCGUUCUGCACACCCUUACGCUGGCCCGCAAUUCGCCCAAGCGCGUCCAUCUCCGCAGCCAAAGCCUCCGGUGUGUGCUUGUAGGGGUGUCCACCAUGGAGAAGUUCGCCGUGAUGGACGCGCCACUCUUGGAGCGCCUCAUCAUUUUGGAGCCGCCUAUUGCUGGGUGCGAUUGUGUGAGGAUCAACAUUGCUUGUGCACCCAACCUGCGAGUGCUCGGGUACCUGGAGCCAAGAGUUCACAAGCUGCAGAUUGGUGACAGUGUCGUCGAGACUGACACAAUGACGAGCAGAUGCGCUGUGGUUCCAGGCGUCAGGAUAUUGGCCUUGAAAGUGAAUUUCCGUAUCUUGAGCGAGGUCAAGAUGCUAGCCAGCUUCCUCGGAUGCUUCCCCAACAUCUCAAUCCUACACAUUGAGUCUGCCCUACAUGCUCCGUCCUCAACUGCCUAUCAACCCACUUGGGAGCACCAUGCCAAGUUCUGGGAGGAGGUCAGUGCAGUUAGAUGCUGGAAAUCACGCGUCAAGAAAAUGGUUUUCCACAAGUUCCGAGGGAAUCAAAAAGAAUUUGAAUUCCUCAAGUUCAUCGCCAGGGAUGCGCAAGAGCUUGAGUCUUUGCUGCUUGUGCCGUUCGACGAAAAAAUUACUUCAGCGGUCGAGGUGAAUGAGAUUAUAGACAGAUGCGGGUGUCCUCAGUUUCGAGCAUGGGCCUCUAAAGUGUUGCUGGUGUCGCCCAAAGUGGACGGUGCUUGGAACUUGCAGAAAGCACUGGACCUUGCCAUCGACGACCCUUUUCUUCGUUGCUGAACACACGGUUUAAUUCGCUAUAUGUUCACAUGAUCGAUCCGAGCCUUUUGGGAAACACAUGUUUGUAGGUAUGCAUUUUCUUGAGAUAGGGCACAUUUCAGGUUUUCAUCAAAAAAAGACCUUACAUGUAUGUUUCAACUUUCACCUACUCAAGGACAUGGUAGGUGAAAGUUGAAACAUACUUAAAGACCAGUGUUAUUUAUCCUGUUACCUAAAGACCAGUGUUAUUUAUCCUGUUACUUAAAGACCAGUGUUACGUACUAGUGAUAUAUAACCUACAACUA
This is a messenger RNA of Triticum urartu, 1779 nucleotides long. RefSeq names its product FBD-associated F-box protein At5g60610-like. Gene Ontology annotation, molecular function: protein binding. The record is from RefSeq and is a predicted model, not a curated record. NCBI's taxonomy places the organism in Eukaryota, Viridiplantae, Streptophyta, Magnoliopsida, Poales, Poaceae.